Molecule: messenger RNA, 633 nt
Organism: Arabidopsis arenosa
Lineage: Eukaryota; Viridiplantae; Streptophyta; Magnoliopsida; Brassicales; Brassicaceae
Source: the annotation of a GenBank genome assembly
CCUCCUUGGUGGAUCUGUGAGUUUUCCAAUAAACCACCGGAGUGAGAAAUAAGAAGAAGACGACGGCGACGAAGAUGAGUUCAUCGACGGCUGUUCGAGAUUUGCAGAAAGACCUAGAAAACAAGGCCAAUGAUCUCGGCAAAAUUCAGAAAGAUAUCGGGAAGAAUCACCAGCUGAGGAAGAAGUAUACGAUCCAACUCGGUGAGAAUGAGCUCGUGCUUAAGGAGUUGGAUUUGCUGGAAGAAGAUGCAAACGUUUACAAAUUGAUUGGUCCGGUGCUAGUGAAGCAGGAUUUGGCUGAAGCAAAUGCAAAUGUUCGUAAACGGAUUGAGUACAUCUCUGCUGAAUUGAAACGGCUUGAUGCAAUUCUUCAAGAUAUGGAAGAAAAACAAAACAACAAGAGAGAAACGAUAAUGAAGUUACAACAAAGGCUACAAUCUAUCCAGGCAGGAAAAGCAAAGGCUUGAUUGAGCUUGCAACCACUUUUGUUGAACCCCUUUCCCUUGUGCUCGGCCUUAUCUCAAUGGUGUCAUAUUCAGUUACUGAGGGUUCUUGUGGUUUCAGUUUUGUGGUUAUUGAUGUCUCUUUGUGUCUCUAAUCUUUUUUGUUGACUACUAAACUUGAGUGUGUAAC